This is a messenger RNA of Schistocerca americana (American grasshopper), 4806 nucleotides long. RefSeq lists its product as uncharacterized. Lineage: Eukaryota; Metazoa; Arthropoda; Insecta; Orthoptera; Acrididae. The coding region runs from base 1 to 4806 and encodes 1601 amino acids. Gene Ontology annotation, molecular function: acyl-[acyl-carrier-protein]-UDP-N-acetylglucosamine O-acyltransferase activity. Gene Ontology annotation, biological process: lipid biosynthetic process. The record is from RefSeq and is a predicted model, not a curated record. The transcript has 6 exons.
AUGGCUGUCCUCUCAAUUUGGGCUGUCCUCUCAAUUGAGCUGUCCUCUCAAGUUGAGCUGUCCUCUCCAGAUGAGCUGUCCUCUCUAGAUGAGCUGUCCUCUCAAGUUGAGCUGCCCUCUCAAGUUGAGCUGUCCUCUCAAGUUAAGCUGUCCUCUCAAGUUGAGCUGUCCUCUCAAGUUGAGCUGUCCUCUCAAGUUGAGCUGUCCUCUCAAGUUGAGCUGUCCUCUCAAGUUGAGCUGUCCUCUCAAGUUGAGCUGUCCUCUCAAGUUGAGCUGUCCUCUCAAGUUGAGCUGUCCUCGAAAGCCGUGUUGUCCUCGCAAGUUGUGCUGUCAUCGCAAGCUGUGCUGUCCUCGAAAGCUGUGCUGUCCUCCCAAGCUGUGCUGUCUUCGCAAGCUGUGCUCUCCUCGCAAGCUGUGCAGUCCUCGCAAGCCGUGCUGUCCUUGCAAGCCGUGCUGUCCUCGCAAGUUGAGCUGUCCUCUCAGGUUGAGGUGUCCUCUCAGGUUGAGAUUUCCUCUCAAGUAGAGCUGUACACUCAAGUUGAGCUGCCCUCUCAAGUUGAGCUACCCUCUCAAGUUGAGCUGCCCUCUCAAGUUGAGCUGCCCUCUGAAGCUGAGCAGCCCUCUCAAGUUGAGCUGUCCUCUCAAGUUGAGCUGUCCUCUGAAGUUGAGCUGUCCUCUCAAGAUAAGCUGUCCUCUCAAGUUGAGCUGUCCUCUCAAGUUGAGCUGUCCUCGCAAGCUGUGAUGUCCUUGCAAGCUGUGCCGUCCUCGCAAGCCGUGCUGUCCUUGCAAGCCGUGCUGUCCUCGCAAGUUGAGCUGUCCUCUCAGGUUGAGGUGUCCUCUCAGGUUGAGAUUUCCUCUCAAGUAGAGCUGUACACUCAAGUUGAGCUGCCCUCUCAAGUUGAGCUACCCUCUCAAGUUGAGCUGCCCUCUCAAGUUGAGCUGCCCUCUGAAGCUGAGCAGCCCUCUCAAGUUGAGCUGUCCUCUCAAGUUGAGCUGUCCUCUGAAGUUGAGCUGUCCUCUCAAGAUAAGCUGUCCUCUCAAGUUGAGCUGUCCUCUCAAGUUGAGCUGUCCUCGCAAGCUGUGAUGUCCUUGCAAGCUGUGCCGUCCUCGCAAGCUGUGCCGUCCUCGCAAGCUGAGCCGUCCUCGCAAGCUGUGCUGUCCUCGCAAGCUGUCCUGUCUUCGCAAGCUAUGCUGUCCUCGCAAGCUGUGCUGUCCUCGCAAGCUGUGCUGUCCUCACAAGCCGUGCUGUCCUCGCAAGCUGUGCUGUCCUCGCUAGCUGUGCUGUAUUCGCAAGCUGUGCUGUCCUCGCACGCUGCGCUGCCCUCGCAAGCUGUACUGUCCUCGCAAGCUGUGCUGUCAUCGCAAGCCUUGCUGUCCUCGCAAGCCGUGCUGUUCUCGCCAGCCGUGCUGUCUUCGCAAGCUUUGCUGUCCUCGCAUGUUGUGCGUUCCUCUCAAGUAGUGCUGUCCUCUCAAGUUGGGCUGUCCUCUCAAGUUGGGCUGUCCUCUCAAGUUGAGCUGUCCUCUCAAGUUGAGCUGUCCUCUCAAGUUGAGCUGUCCUCUCAAGUUGAGCUGUCCUCUCAAGUUGAGCUGUCCUCUCAAGUUGAGCUGACCUCUCAAGUUGAGCUUUCCUCUCUAGUUGAGCCGUCCUCUCAAGUUGAGCUGUCCUCUCAAGUUGAGCUGUCCUAUCAUGUUGAGCUGUCCUCUCUAGUUGAGCUGUCCUCUCAAGUUGAGCUGUCCUCUCAAGUUGAGCUGUCCUCUCAAGUUGAGCUGUCCUCCCAAGCCAUGGUCUCUUCGCAAGUUGUGCUGUCAUCGCAAGCUGUGCUGUCCUCGAAAGCUGUGCUGUUCUCCCAAUUUGUGCUGUCCUCGCAAGCUGUGCUCUCCUCGCAAGCUGUGCUGUCCUCGCAAGCCGUGCUGUCCUUGCAAGACGUGCUGUCCUCACAAGAUGUGCUGUCCUCGCAAGUCUUGCUGUCCUCGCAAGCCGUGCUGUCCUCGGAAGCCGUGCUGUACACGCAAGCUUUGCUGUCCUCACAAGCCAUGCUGUCCUCACAAGCUUUGCUGUCCUCACAAGCUUUGCUGUCCUCGCAAGCUUUGCUGUCCUCGCAAGUUGUGCUGUCCUCUCAAGUUGAGCUGUCCUCUCAAGUUGAGCUGUCCUCUACAGUUGAGCUGUCCUCUACAGUUGGACUGUCCUCUCAAGUUGAGCUGUCCUCUCAGGUUGAGGUGUCCUAUCAGGUUGAGAUUUCCUCUCAAGUUGAGCUGUACGCUCAAGUUGAGCUGCCCUCUCAAGUUGAGCUGCCAUCUCAAGUUGAGCUGCCAUGUCAAGUUGAGCUGCCCUCUCAAGUUGAGCUGCCCUCUCAAGUUAAGCUGUCCUCUCAAGUUGAACUGUCCUCUCAACUGUCCUCUGAUGUUGAGCUGUCCUCUCUAGAUGAGCUGUCCUCUCUAGAUGAGCUGUCCUCUCAAGUUGAGCUGCCCUCUCAAGUUGAGCUGUCCUCUCAAUUUAAGCUGUCCUGUCAAGUUGAGCUGUCCUCUCAAGUUGAGCUGUCCUCUCAAGUUGAGCUGUCCUCUCAAGUUGAGCUGUCCUCUCAAGUUGAGCUGUCCUCAAAAGCCGUGCUGUCCUCGCAAGUUGUGCUGUCAUCGCAAGCUGUGCUGUCCUCGAAAGCUGUGCUGUCCUCCCAAGCUGUGCUGUCCUCGCAAGCUGUGCUCUCCUCGCAAGCUGUGCUGUCCUCACAAGCCGUGCUGUCCUUGCAAGCCGUGCUGUCCUCGCAAGGUAUGCUGUCCUCACAAGCCGUGCUGUCCUUGCAAGCCGUGCUGUCCUCGGAAGCCGUGCUGUCCACGCAAGCCUUGCUGUCCUCACAAGCCGUGCUGUCCUCACAAGCUUUGCUGUCCUCACAAGCUGUGCUGUCCUCGCAAGCUGUGCUGUCCUCGCAAGCCGUGCUGUCCUCGCAAUUUGUGCUGUCCUCGCAAGCUGUGCUGUCCUCGCAAGCUGUGCUGUCCUCGCAAGCCGUGCUGUCCUCGCCAGCCGUGCUGUCCUCGCAAGCUGUGCUGUCCUCGCAAGCCGUGCUGUCCUCGCCAGCCGUGCUGUCUUCGCAAGCUUUGCUGUCCUCGCAUGUUGUGCUUUCCUCUCAAGUGGUGCUGUCCUCUCAAGUUGGGCUGUCCUCUCAAGUUGAGCUGUCCUCUCAAGUUGAGCUGCCCUCUCAAGUUGAGCUGUCCUCUCAAGACGUGCUGUCCUCUAAGGUUGUGCUGUCCUCUCAAGUUGAGCUGUCCUCUCAAGUUGAGCAAUCCUCUCAAGUUCAGCUGUCCUCUCAAGUUGAGCUGUCCUCUCAAGUUGAGCUGACCUCUCAAGUUGAGCUGUCCUCUCUAGUUGAGCUGUCCUCUCAAGUUGAGCUGUCCUCUCAAGUUGAGCUGUCCUAUCAUGUUGAGUUGUUCUCUCUAGUUGAGCUGUCAUCUCUAGUUGAGCUGUCCUCUCAAGUUGAGCUGUCCUCUCAAGUUGAGCUGUCCUCUCAAGUUGAGCUGUCCUCUCAAGUUGAGCUGUCUUCUCUAGAUGAGCUGUCCUCUCUAGAUGAGCUGUCCUCUCAAGUUCAGUUGUCCUCUCAAGUUGAGCUGUCCUCUCAAGUUGCGCUGUCCUCUCAAGUUGAGCUGUCCUCUCAGGUUGAGGUGUCCUCUCAGGUUGAGAUUUCCUCUCAAGUUGAGCUGUACACUCAAGUUGAGCUGCCCUCUCAAGUUGAGCUGCCCUCUCAAGUUGAGCUGCCCUCUCAAAUUGAGCUGCCCUCUGAAGCUGAGCAGCCCUCUCAAGUUGAGCAGUCCUCUCAAGUUUUGCUGUCCUCUGAAGUUGAGCUGUCCUCUCAAGUUGAGCUGUCCUCUCAAGUUGAGCUGUCCUCUCAAGUUGAGCUGUCCUUGCAAGCUGUGAUGUCCUUGCAAGCUGUGCUGUCCUCGCAAGCUGUGCCGUCCUCGCAAGCUGAGCCCUCCUCGCAAGCUGUGCUGUCCUCGCAAGCUGUCCUGUCCUCACAAGCUAUGCUGUCCUCGCAAGCUGUGCUGUCCUCGCAAGCUGUGCUGUCCUCGCAAGCCGUGCUGUCCUCGCAAGCUGUGCUGUCCUCGCAACCUGUGCUGUCCACCUGUGCUGUCCUCGCAAGCUUGGUGUCCUCGCAAGCUGUGCCGUCUUUGGAAGCUGUGCCGUCCUCGCAAGCUGUGCCGUCCUCGCAAGCUGUGCUGUCCUCGCAAGCUGUGCUGUCCUCGCAAGCUGUGCUGUCCUCGCAAGCUGUGCUGUCCUCGCAAGCUGUGCUGUCCUCGCCAGCCGUGCUGUCUUCACAAGCUUUGCUGUCCUCGCAUGUUGUGCUUUCCUCUCAAGUGGUGCUGUCCUCUCAAGUUGGGCUGUCCUCUCAAGUUGAGCUGUCCUCUCAAGUUGAGCUGCACUCUCAAGUUGAGCUGUCCUCUCAAGACGUGCUGUCCUCUCAGGUUGUGCUGUCCUCUCAAGUUGAGCUGUCCUCUCAAGUUGAGCUGUCCUCUCAAGUUGAGCCGUCCUCUCAAGUUGAGCUGUCUUCUCUAGAUGAGCUGUCCUCUCUAGAUGAGCUGUCCUCUCAAGUUCAGUUGUCCUCUCAAGUUCAGCUGUCCUCUCAAGUUGCGCUGUCCUCUCAAGUUGAGCUGUCCUCUCAAGUUGAGCUGUCCUCUCAAGUUGAGCUGUCCUCGCAAGCUGUGCUGUCCUCGCAAGCUGUGCUGUCCUCGCAAGCUGUGCUGUCUUCGCAAGCUGUGCUGUCCUCGCAAGCCGUGCUGUCCUCGCAAGCCGUGCUGUCCUCGCAUACCGUGCUGUCCUAA